AUGGUCUCCAUUCAACGCGUUGUGCUUCUGGCACUUACAGGCGCCUUCCGUACCACUAACACAGCAGCGCUGCAAGUCUUAAUGCACGCCGCUCCCAUCGACCUGGAACUCGAGCGUCUUAACGCUGAGUUCCGACUCUUCGCGUUGAGGCGUCACGUCGCCUUUGGCUCGCUGCGCUAUCGCCCGGAAUGGGUUGCGCUUCCCCAUAAGGAUGUGGUGCCGCAUCCUUCUUUACCAGCCGUUGUCCCGUUCAGGCGACCGUCGCGCCGCACCGCCUGCAACGUCUGCCGCGCUCCCGGCGUUCACAUCUACACGGACGGGUCAUACACCAGCCUGUCUGCGGGGGCGGCUUACGUGGUACUGGACCCCAACCCUUCCAUCAUGCGGGUCGGCAAGUUUCGGCUGCUUCAUGCCACGUCGGCAUAUGCGGCUGAAGUGGUCGCCUUUAUCGAGGCUCUUAGGCACGUGUUCGAAGCGCGCUACACGAUCCGCGUAGCUAUCUACACCGACUGCCUGUCAACGCUUCAGGCGCUCGCAUCCCCCCAAAACGUGGAGCCCCACGUUAUGGAGAUACGCCAGCUCCUUAACACCAUUCGCCGGCGUUCUCCCAUCCAUCUGUACCACGUGCCGGGUCCAGGGGCGUAG
Molecule: messenger RNA, 645 nt
Organism: Rhipicephalus sanguineus (brown dog tick)
Lineage: Eukaryota; Metazoa; Arthropoda; Arachnida; Ixodida; Ixodidae
Exons: 1
Coding region: 1-645 (214 amino acids)
Molecular function (GO): RNA-DNA hybrid ribonuclease activity; nucleic acid binding
Source: RefSeq, a predicted model, not a curated record